CUCUGUGAAAAGGUGGCAGCCCAGCCGUCUAAGAAGAUGUCCUACGGAUCCAUCACUGGCAGUCGUGGCCUGGCAUGCCGUGGCCCUUUUGGGGGACAUUCAAGACAAGGCUACCAGCCCCUAGCCACCCAGGUUGAUCCCAGCGACCUCCAGGAGCUGUUGCAGGAGACAUUAGCCAAUGUCUCCCAGAUCAACUCUAACGUGACUUCCUUGGAGGAGAGCCUCCAGUCCCUGGGGACACCAAGUGACACGCAGGAGCUUCGGGAUAGCCUGAACUCUGUGCAGCAGGAGACCAACUCCACCAUCAACACAUGUACCAGCUCCAUGAAGCAGAUGGCAGAGCUCCUGCGGGGCCUCUCCAGCCAGCAACACCUGCAGUUGGACCACCUGAAGACCCAGCUAUCAGAGACGGUCCAGCAUUACGGAGCAGUGCAAAAGAAAAUUGCUGAAAAAUCCAGAGCACUGCUACCCACAGCAGAGAGGAGUGGCAGACAGCAGAGUACCCGGGCCCCAUUCGCUGAACUGGCUGAUGAUGAGAAGAUCUUUAAUGCGGGCGACAGUGCACGACAGGGUUCCGUGGAGGCGCUGCUUCCGGAGAUCACAGAGGAAGACCUGGAAGCCAUGAGGCUGCACGAGGAGGCUGUCCUGCAGAUCGAGAGCAACAUGCUGGAUGUGAACCAGAUCAUCAAGGACCUAGCCUCCAUGAUGUCAGAGCAAGGAGCUACCAUUGAUAGUAUUGAAGCCAACCUUGAGGCCACGUCCUCGCACACAGAGGCAGCCACCGAGCUCCUGGCUGGGGCCAGCCGGCACCAACUCCAGAGACGCAAGAUCAAGUGCUACUUCUUGUCAGCUGGAAUCACCAUCCUGAUAGUCAUUAUUCUCAUCAUUGCCACAUCUAUUCGAAAAUGAUGCCAGCUAUGCUGAAGCUGUCACCUGGCCUGCUCGGACCCAGGAAAGUGCUGCUGUGCUGCUGCCUGCCUCUCGCCUGCGUGCUGGCCCACCCGCCAGCCCUGCACCAGCCCCGGGCUGAACCGCCUAAUAAAUGCUACUGCGCCACUG
This is a messenger RNA of Erinaceus europaeus (western European hedgehog), 1059 nucleotides long. It is a transcript of the gene TSNARE1, whose product is annotated as t-SNARE domain containing 1. Gene Ontology annotation, molecular function: SNARE binding; SNAP receptor activity. The transcript has 11 exons. Bases 37 to 909 code for a protein of 290 amino acids. The record is from RefSeq and is a predicted model, not a curated record. Gene Ontology annotation, cellular component: endomembrane system; SNARE complex; membrane. Gene Ontology annotation, biological process: vesicle fusion; vesicle-mediated transport; intracellular protein transport. NCBI's taxonomy places the organism in Eukaryota, Metazoa, Chordata, Mammalia, Eulipotyphla, Erinaceidae.